Messenger RNA from Nannizzia gypsea CBS 118893, 1602 nucleotides. RefSeq lists its product as hypothetical. Bases 1 to 1602 code for a protein of 533 amino acids. Gene Ontology annotation, cellular component: cytosol. NCBI's taxonomy places the organism in Eukaryota, Fungi, Ascomycota, Eurotiomycetes, Onygenales, Arthrodermataceae. The transcript has 2 exons. The record is from RefSeq and is a predicted model, not a curated record. Gene Ontology annotation, biological process: positive regulation of TORC1 signaling; positive regulation of GTPase activity. Gene Ontology annotation, molecular function: GTPase activator activity.
AUGGAUUUCAUCCUUUCCCUAACGCACUUCUGCGAAGUGCAUGGCCCGACAUCCAUCCUCUGCUCGCAGAUACUGCCCACUCAUUGCCGGCAGUGCACGCCUGACUCGCCCUCGUCCUCUCCAGAUGGAUCUCCUUCUUCCCCUUCCUCGGCCUCGCUGCACGCUAGAGACAGAGAUGCGCCAGGCGCGGCCAGCGCGGCUGCGGCAGACGUGAUGACCUCCUCCUCCUCGCCUUCGUCAGAUCGUUGCAUCACCACUUCGGCCAUCGAGCCACUGGCCACCCCGCCUGCCUCUGCGCCCGUCACGGCACCGCGGAUAGAAGACCACCCCUGGUUCACGGCUGAGAAGCAAGGCAAGACUGCGAAUGGCAGUGUUCAUAACGGUGGUGCAGUUGGUGGUGGGGAUAUGAAGAAGUCCGCCUCUCGGUUUGGUGCCAGUGAUGGAGAUACCUGUGCGAGCUGCCGACUCAAGCUGCCCGAAGACGUCAGCAAACAGCUCCCCGUCGACGGCAAUGGCUCCGUCCAGGACCGUGGACACCACAGCAGCCCCGUCCUGCGGUCACGCGAAGUCGUCUUUGCCUGUAGGGGCAACCAUGCAGACCACAACAGCAAUUACUACGACGAUGACGACGAUGACGGGUCACAUACGUGCUCGACCUCCAUGUCCUCUUCCCACCACAACAACGGGAGCAGCGGCAACAACUAUUACUCUCCUUCGUCCUACUCUUCAGACUCCUCCUGCCACACCCAUGUAGUCACAUAUCUCUCCAUGCGCGGGCCCGCAAACCCAGAAGACUACGCUCUCCUCCGCCGUGCCUCUAUCCGCACUCUCUCCUGCGAACUGCUGCCUCGGGGCCUCUCGUCCGGCCCACUCUCGUUCGGUGACCCGUCCGCCGGCUAUACGGUGGCGUACGUCUUCCGUCUCCCGGACCCCAUGGCCCGUGGCAAGCGUCGAAGUUACGCUCUUGUUGCUCUGGCCGGCAAAGAUGCCGGACGCACUUUCAAAGCCAGCCCCCUCAUCUGGCGCACCUUCAGUCGCAUUGCAAAUAACAUUGUCAGUGCCGCGGAGAAGUUCCAGGAAUCAGAGAAGAUUCGAGAAUACGGCCCUUCCCCUGUAUCGCCAGCUGCCACAGUUACUUCACAUACUACUACUGCCACCGCAUCUACCACCUCUUCUCGGGGAUAUACGCCUAUUUCAUCAUUCUUGACCGGCCGAGCUCUUGAUCCAGAUGGCCAGCCCAGACGAGCCGGCCAAGUCCGUGCCAGAAACCUGAUUGAGAUCGUUGGCAACGAAUACAUCUUUGCUGAGUUACAUGCUCAAUUCGUUGCCCUGCUACAACAGCUCAGUGCCAUGUUCGCGUCUCCGUCAGACAACGCCCACGGCGCUCCCAUCCCGGACUCGGCCUCUGCCUUUUAUGAAGACUACGCUACCACUACUGCGUCCUCUCGCUCUUCCACUGAUCGGCUACGAGGGAGUGGCAGCACCGGCAUCACCUCUGCCGGCAGUGAUCGCAGCCUGUCCAAGCAGUUCUCCCACUUGAACAUGUCUACGUCUGUUCCCAAGCCAAUUCCUAUCUCCCAGCGCAGGAGGAUGGUGGCAUAA